Fragaria vesca subsp. vesca is the source of this 996-nucleotide messenger RNA. RefSeq names its product putative F-box protein At1g30920-like. The record is from RefSeq and is a predicted model, not a curated record. Bases 1 to 996 code for a protein of 331 amino acids. The transcript has 2 exons. Gene Ontology annotation, molecular function: protein binding. NCBI's taxonomy places the organism in Eukaryota, Viridiplantae, Streptophyta, Magnoliopsida, Rosales, Rosaceae.
AUGGACACUAGUAGGAGGAAAGUUGUUAAGGUGAACGAUAGCAGGACACUAGGUCUACAGGAAGAUGUCCUAGAAGAAAUUCUUUCAAAACUGCCUGUCAAGUCUCUACUUAGGUUUCGUUGUGUAUCGCAAGAGUGGUAUGCUCUCACCAAAAGAUUCUCUGAAAAUAAUUCUAAACCACCACUUGGAAUCUCAUUGCUUCGAGAUGAAGAAAUAACGGUUUUGAGAUUACCUUUCCUCUCCGAGCUUACAAGCCGAAGAGAUGUUGGUUUAAGGUUUGUGGGAUCUAAGAAUGGCCUGGUUUGCUGUGGUGUAUUAAAAGGGAUUGAAAAUAAUAAGAAUAGAACUACAGAGGGUGAAGAAGAUAAUGCUCCCGUGUUCCAACACUCAAUAGUAGUAUGGAACCCAGCAACAGAACAAUUUAGGUUUCUUCCCAAACCUAACAAUAUUAUUCCUUUGGAUCAGGAUGAGGAGGAGGUUAUACUAUAUGUUAAGGACAACUACUGCUCUCUGUCCUCCUUUGCUCUUAUAGGUUUCGAUUUCGUAUAUGAUCAUGACAUUACCGAAUACAAAUUGGUGAGAGUUUUCGAUCAUGAUAGUGAUGAUCCUGACGACCAUGGAGAAGUAGUUACAACUUUUCGGGCUCAGGUCUUCGUCCAAAGCACAAAUUCUCGGAGACAAGCCAAGAACGAGUUAGGGUUUCCAUCGUGUGAAAAUUCCUUAGCAUCAACUUCGAUUACAUUAGAUAGGCUACUGUAUUGGAUAGUAAAGCGAGCAGGGGACGAGUACUGUCUCAUGUCAUUCAAUUUACGUGAGGAGGUUUUCAGUGUGAUAGAUCAUCGACCAAUGGAUCUACGGAAUCAGGACGAAUGCUUAUUAUACUACUCGUGGAGAAAUUCACCGGCGAUUAUAGUACUUGAUGAUAUUUCGGACAAUGAGGAUGUCAACGCAAUGAUUUGGGUGAUGAGUACUGAUCAAGAAUCAAAGAGGAGUUGA